AUGGAGUUAUUUUACUAUAUGGUGUUUGGGGCUUUGGGGAUAGUGGUGGCAGCACUGGAGCUCAGUAAAAGUAACAAGGAUCGGGUUAAUACUUCUGCAGCUUUCAAUUCCUUCAAGAAUAAUUACCUUCUCGUUUACUCUCUCAUGAUGGCUGGUGACUGGUUGCAGGGCCCUUAUGUUUACUACCUUUACACAACUUAUGGCUUUGGGAAGGGGGAAAUUGGCCAGCUCUUUAUCGCAGGAUUUGGAUCUUCCAUGCUGUUUGGAACCAUUGUUGGAUCUCUAGCAGAUAAACAGGGACGGAAGAGAGCAUCUGUGACUUACUGCAUCACGUAUAUACUGAGCUGCAUCACCAAGCAUUCUCCUCAGUAUAAAGUUCUGAUGGUAGGACGUAUUUUGGGUGGUAUUGCCACGUCUCUCCUGUUUUCAGCAUUUGAAUCAUGGCUCGUGGCAGAACACUUCAAGAGGGGUUUCGAUCAGCAGUGGCUCUCAUUAACUUUCUCUAAGGCAAUAUUCCUUGGCAAUGGUCUUGUUGCUAUUCUCGCUGGGUUGUUUGGAAAUCUACUAGUUGAUACCUUAAGUCUUGGGCCUGUGUCACCCUUUGAUGCUGCCGCUGUCUUUCUAGCUAUUGGAAUGGCUGUUAUAUUAUCAUCAUGGACUGAGAACUACGGGGACUCUUCGGAGAGCAAGGACUUGCUUACUCAGUUCAAGGGUGCUGCUGUAGCAAUUGCUUCAGAUGAGAAGAUUGCUUUGCUGGGUGCAAUUCAGUCUCUAUUUGAAGGUUCAAUGUACACAUUUGUAUUUCUCUGGACACCCGCACUGAGUCCAAAUGAUGAAGAGAUUCCUCAUGGUUUUAUUUUUGCAACUUUCAUGUUGGCUUCAAUGUUGGGAAGCUCUAUUGCAUCUCGUUUAUUGGCCCGCAACUCAACUAGAGUAGAGAGCUACAUGCAAAUUAUUUUCGUUAUUUCUUCUGCCUCCCUUCUGCUUCCCAUAUUGACAAAUUUCUUGGUCACUCCUUCAAAGGUGAAAGGGGGCGGCAUCACUCUUGCAGCAUCAGCGAAGAAGAUAUGGGAUGCUCUUGAAAAAACACUUGCGCAUUGA
Molecule: messenger RNA, 1101 nt
Organism: Fraxinus pennsylvanica
Lineage: Eukaryota; Viridiplantae; Streptophyta; Magnoliopsida; Lamiales; Oleaceae
Source: the annotation of a GenBank genome assembly